GCAUGCUGCUUCAGCCGGGGAGGUAGGGCGGGCACUAGGUGGAGGCGUGCAACCCGCCUCCGUCACGCCCUCCACCGGCUUGACGUGUGGCCGCGCCCCCUCACGCCCCUCCGCAUUAAGGUCUCCCGGCUCGGUUCCCGCUAUCCGGCCGUCGGUGCUUUUUCGCCAGUCCCGGAAGUGGGCUCGCGCCCUACGGUUCUUGCUCCCGGGCGGCGACCGUCGCCACAGUGGCGGCCACUGCAUCUCGUUCCACCUCCGCGGCCCUGGGCGCCGUGGUUUCCUCGGACCCUGAGCCUAUGAACGGUCAGGGCCAGUCGGCGUCCGGGUCGUCGGCGUGGAGCACGGUAUUCCGCCACGUCCGGUAUGAGAACCUGGUAGCUGGUGUGAGCGGCGGGGUCUUGUCUAACCUCGCGCUGCACCCGCUCGACCUCGUGAAGAUCCGCUUCGCCGUGAGUGAUGGAUUGGAACUGAGACCAAAAUAUAAAGGAAUUUUACAUUGCUUGACUACCAUUUGGAAACUUGAUGGACUGCGGGGACUUUAUCAAGGAGUAACUCCAAAUGUUUGGGGUGCAGGUUUAUCCUGGGGACUCUACUUUUUCUUUUACAAUGCCAUCAAAUCAUAUAAAACAGAAGGAAGAGCUGAACGGUUAGAGGCAACAGAAUACCUCAUCUCAGCUGCUGAAGCUGGAGCCAUGACCCUCUGCAUUACAAACCCAUUAUGGGUAACAAAAACUCGCCUUAUGUUACAGUAUGAAGGUGUUGUUAACUCCUCACAGCGGCAAUAUAAAGGAAUGUUUGAUGCACUUGUGAAAAUAUAUAAGUAUGAAGGUGUGCGUGGAUUGUAUAAGGGAUUUAUUCCUGGGCUGUUUGGAACAUCACAUGGUGCCCUUCAGUUUAUGGCAUAUGAAUUGCUAAAGUUGAAAUAUAACCAGCAUAUCAAUAGAUUACCAGAAGCCCAACUGAGCACAGUAGAAUAUAUAUCUGUGGCUGCACUAUCCAAAAUAUUUGCUGUAGCAGCAACAUACCCAUAUCAAGUUGUGAGAGCCCGUCUUCAGGAUCAACACAUGUUUUAUAGUGGUGUAACGGAUGUAAUUGCAAAGACAUGGAGGAAAGAAGGCAUCGGUGGAUUUUACAAAGGAAUUGCCCCCAAUUUGAUUAGAGUGACUCCAGCCUGCUGUAUUACCUUUGUGGUAUAUGAAAAUGUCUCACAUUUUUUACUUGGCCUUAGAGACAAGAAAGUAAGCUAAAAAAGAAAGAAAGAAAGGUAAUUUCAGUAUGUUUGCCCAAGACAGCAACAAGCUCCUUUGGGUUUGAGACAUAAAACUCAGAAGAAUGCCACACAGCAAAAUGGCUCAUAAACAUAAUUUGUCUUUAAUCUUUAGAAGUCAAAGAGCUGCUAAGUCUUCACAAUGAUUUCUGCUUCUUAUCUUCACGUAUAUGGGACUUGGCUACCUCUACCUGUCAUGGCUGACAUCAGCAUGUUAAAACUGACACCGACUGUAGAGUUUCAGACAUUUCAUUGUUCAAGUAGAAACUAAUUUGCAACAUUUGCUAAAUGGAUUAGAGGAAUCUUGUUUGCCUGGAUUGACUUUAAAUUGACCUUGUGCAAUAGCAAGAAAACAGCUUCUUAAAAGAAUGUUGUUUGUUUCAAGGAUAAAUUAAACUUUAACAAUUUACUGAAUAAGGUGUUAAGAAUUUACUGAAUAAGGUAUUAGCCAAAUCCAGAUCUUUUUAAGUGGGGAUAUUUAAUGAGAAAAGUCCAUUGUAAACAUGCUUUAGUUUUAAAAUUCAUUUGGAACACACCAACUGUAAAAAUUUGAGGAAUUAUGUAAUUUUCUGAGAAAUAGCUAAAAUUUUUUGUCAUUACAUUGCUUAUUAUUUCCCCCAUGGCUCUAACAUAAUUUAAAACGUAAUCCUGGACUUAGUUCUUGGUGGGGGACAUAAAUACUUAAUGUAGUUUAAAGUUGUAAAAUCUAAACUUCUAGGGUCUGGCUAUGACAGUCAUUAUUUAGCAUGUGUGGCUAUGAAUCACUUAAUGAGAAAUGCUCAGUAGAUUCCCUUGUACCAAUGCUGGAGUAUUUGGGAUGUGUUUGUUAAUAAACUAAAAAAAAAAAAAAAAAAAAAAAAAAAAGUUUUAACUUUCUACUUUAAUUUCCAGAUGUAUGGAUCCAGUUCCCAAAUAAAUGAUCAAUCUACAUUGAUCACUCAAAUUCACAUUGAAGUACACAUUACAUUAAUGGCUAUUAUUGAUCUUUACUUGUUAAAGUCAUUCUAACUCUCUGUAAGUAUAAAAGCCUACCCCCAAAAAGAUGCCAGAAUAAUACUGACACUUUAUUUAUCAUAAACAUCAUUGCAUGCUAUUGCACUACCAUCUACUUGUUGUAAAUAAAAUAUUAUGGUUUUCAAAACCA
Marmota flaviventris (yellow-bellied marmot) is the source of this 2411-nucleotide messenger RNA. It is a transcript of the gene Slc25a32, whose product is annotated as solute carrier family 25 member 32. The record is from RefSeq and is a predicted model, not a curated record. Gene Ontology annotation, biological process: nucleotide transport; transmembrane transport. Lineage: Eukaryota; Metazoa; Chordata; Mammalia; Rodentia; Sciuridae.